Messenger RNA from Pungitius pungitius (ninespine stickleback), 2500 nucleotides. RefSeq names its product ubiquitin-conjugating enzyme E2D 1b (gene ube2d1b). The transcript has 7 exons. The record is from RefSeq and is a predicted model, not a curated record. The coding region runs from base 164 to 607 and encodes 147 amino acids. Lineage: Eukaryota; Metazoa; Chordata; Actinopteri; Perciformes; Gasterosteidae. Gene Ontology annotation, cellular component: nucleus. Gene Ontology annotation, molecular function: ubiquitin conjugating enzyme activity. Gene Ontology annotation, biological process: protein K48-linked ubiquitination.
ACAGGAGGAAGCGGAAACAAAAGAGGUUUCACCAAAACACAAAUACAUCUUCGGCUGUUGAAGUACUCCGGGAAUAACAGCCUUUGACUUCUUCAACGAUAAUAGUGAAAUUCAACUAAAGAGCAAGUCGGCAGGAGUUGAGCAGCAAACUACAUCCGUCAACAUGGCGCUGAAAAGAAUACAGAAGGAGCUGCAUGACCUGCAGAGAGACCCUCCAGCACAGUGCUCCGCUGGACCCGUGGGCGAUGACUUGUUUCAUUGGCAGGCAACCAUAAUGGGUCCGGGUGACAGUCCUUACCAAGGAGGAGUUUUCUUCCUCACAAUCCACUUCCCUACUGACUAUCCAUUCAAGCCACCAAAGGUAGCAUUUACAACUAAGAUUUAUCACCCAAAUAUAAACAGCAAUGGCAGUAUCUGUUUGGACAUUCUACGGUCCCAGUGGUCUCCGGCAUUGACGGUGUCUAAAGUUUUAUUGUCCAUAUGUUCGUUGCUUUGUGAUCCAAACCCAGACGACCCCUUAGUUCCAGACAUAGCACACAUGUAUAAGAACGACAAAGACAAAUACAACAAACUAGCAAAAGAUUGGACCCAAAAGUAUGCCAUGUAAUGAAAAGAAGAAUACCAUGCUGCAAUUUUUUUAUUUUACCUUCCUUUUUGAGGUCACAACACACUGUAAAUCAUAGUAUAGAAGUAUAUAGAAAUUGUGGGUAACUUCCAUCCGAAUGAACUGUAUUUAAAGUUAUUGAUUGAGACGCAUUCUAUUUUUUUGGAAGUAUGAUGAGAAAGAUUGCCUAUAUUCCUUUCACGGAGAACACCAUUUCGGUGGUGCAAGUUUGGCAUUAUAGUUUUUGUAUCAAGGACAUUUUAUUUCUAACACAUGUUGCUUUUGAAGUCAAAUUUGGAUUGUGGGACAUAACAUAUGCCGUUUUGCAACAAGCCUUCAGGUCCAUGGAGCUGAGUGCAGGAGGAUAGCAGACAUGUUGGACAACUGGAAAGGCACAGAGUCCUUGCUGGUCCCCAUUGGGUGCAGCAAGGACCAUGCUGAACCGUGGGGUGUGGGAGGGUUAAUGCCAAAUAUGCAAUAAGCCCCUCAUACACAUGUCAAGUCGUUGGAGAAGCAAGGCUCUUUUUAUACUUUAUUGUUUAUGGAUUAUUAUUUGUAUUUUUAGUUAUUUUGCAUUAUGUAGCUGAAAAAACCUUGUACUUUUGCAAUUACCCUGCAAAUGGGAGCAAUGACAAGUAAUGUUUUACGUCUUUGUCUUUUUCUGCUUCUCCUUUUAUUUUUCCCUAUUAUUAUUAUGUAUUGUAUAGUAUUAAAAAAACCUCUUGACGGUUUAACUUAAAGGAGUUCAAAGUUUAAAUUACAGUGUAAAUGUCAUUAAAAUGAUGUCCUUAUUCAUACUAAGAAUUGAAGUGAUGUUUGCUUUACACAGGUAUGAGGUUCAGAUUGUCAACCUAAAGGGUUAAAUGUGUUCUUCUCUGUCUUUAUUUCUGUUUUUGCUAUUGAAAUUAUCCAAAUCCAAUGUAGUGCUCCGAUGUGAGAACUGAGGGGCACCUUUUCUACUUAUUAAAGAAUGGUACCAUUUUUAUCACAAAGCCGAAUGUUGAUGGGUGGUGGGCUGCUUCUCCUUGUGUUGACAUAUAUAUGGUGAUAUGGUUGCAAUCAUAGGGCUUAACAUUGGCAACCUUUUUGAGAAGUUGGUAACUAAUAGUUGGCCUUUUGGUUUCAGUAGUGACAGAGAAAUAGGGAUGCACCCCAAAAUAGAUACGUUUUUAGGACACUGAAAAUUGAUCACGGAUCAAUAAGGGAGACGAUAAAGUAUUAGACCGAUAAUCUGAAUUGAGGCAACAAAAAUCCAAUUACCAACAUAGCUACUUGCAUGCAAGCGUGCAGCACAAUGACCCAACAUGGUUUACUAAGUAUCUUAAGAGUAUAUUAAUAACUCAAAAUAUGACAAUGGCAACACUACUUUCUCUUUCAACAACCAAAAGUAAUUUCGACUUUCUAACCCAUUUUUUUUGUGGCGGAAAUGGGCUUCCAUAGAUAUCUCAUGCAAAGCAGACCUGGGCUUUUUUUAGGGAAUUUUCAGUGAGUCAAUGCAGCCCUUAAAAUAAUCUCCCUCAAAUAAUUGUUUGAAUGCUUUUAAGUAUCAUGUUUUAUACUGUUUUUCAAUUUCAAAUCCUCUUAAACUUCCACUAUUUAAUCUCUAAAUGAAAAAGCCUGAACUGUCAUCUUUUUCAUAUCCAACUUUUUUCAAUAUCAAGGAUUAUGUUUCAUAACUUAGUCAGUGAUAAUGUCUGAGUGAUAGUGACUCAUGCACAGGCAUAAACAUAUAACUGGAGGGAGUUAGUGAAGUCAUUGUUUUCUCUCCAUAUCCCCUAUUUUAGAGAUUUUUUAGAGGGACCAUGAGUUUUGGAACUCAAGAUUUGAUAUGCUUUUUGUGUGCCUGGCUUUGGUUUGUUUGCCAAUUGCUGUCAGUACUGUCCAUUUCUGUCCCAA